AUGAGCCAGUACCUCAUGCUCAGCCAGAAGUCUCAGAUCACUCAGGACAGGUCAUCGACCCAGGCCAAGGUAGAGAUUAAAGUGAUCAAGGACCUGCCGUGGCCCCCUCCUGUCGGCCAGCUCAACCACAGUCCUCCCCUGGCCCUGCUGGAGGGGGUGGAGUCACCCCCCGCUCUGCCCCCCCAGCCAGCCCAGCACUCCCCUGGACACACUGGCUGUGACCAGCACCACCAUGUCCAGUUUGAAGGGGCGGAGAAGUCCAGAAUGUCGCCCACCAAGGAGGGUAAAGGAGGGCGUCCGCCCCGCGUCCACUCCAGUUGCUGUCUGGUCAACACCAAGAUGAGCUCUCUGGACCACUGCAGUGCUACUCUGGGGGAACGCAUUGACCCCUCCAUGCCCCUGGAGAGCCAGUUCUGGUACCAUGGAUCGAUCAGCAGGACGGAUGCAGAGUCUCUGCUGAGGCUGUGUAAGGAGGCCAGCUACCUGGUGAGGAACAGUGAGACCAGCAAGAACGACUUCUCCCUCUCACUCAAGAGCAGCCAGGGCUUCAUGCACAUGAAGCUGUCGAGGACGAAGGAGAACAAGUACAUCCUGGGUCAAAACAGCUGUCCCUUCGUCAGUGUCCCCGAGAUCAUCCACUUCUACUCCAGCCGCAAGCUGCCCAUCAAGGGGGCCGAGCACAUGUCCCUGCUCUACCCCGUGGCCAUCAGAACACUAUAGUGACACUUCCUUCCCCAAAGGUCACUCGGGUCAGAUGCCCUCUCCUGCCACCUCCCCUGGGAAACCCUGUCGCUCUGCCUAUCUGCUUCUGUCUGAUUGGUCUGAAGGACAGAGUUCAAGUUGGCGGAGGAUGCAGGGAUGAUGAUGAUGAUGAUGAUGAUGAUGAUGAUAACACAGCUCACCUGUCAUCACCCACCUGAUCCCAGUCCUGCUUUUAACUUUUUGUUUGUAUUUGCUAUAACAUUAUCAUCGCAUCAUUGACUGACACUUUAUCUGCUGACAAGCAUUGUUUCACUGAUCCCACAGCUGCUUCCUCAACAGUACCACUCUGUACCCAUCUCCUCCACACAAGACCUGUUCAUAUUGGUAUUGGAUUUGGCUCCAAGUUCUGCUGAAAGUGUCAUGUUUGUUUAGUGAGGGGAACCUAAAGAUUGUAAUGGCCUUAUAAAGGAAGCGGGGAAGGCAAAUUAAUGUAUUGGAGUUGGGUUAUAUUGUAUGGGCACUCUACAGUGGCUGGCAAACUCAAUAAACCUGCCCUGUGUGAAUACUUUCCCCAUCAGUGCAACAACAGUUUAGUGUUUAAGUGCUGUACGGUCUACAAACUGAUGUCUCUGUCUAUUCCCGGGACUGUAAUUUCUGAUAUCCAUCACCACGGGUGUCCCAUUGGUAGGACAGCGUAAGUACAGCUCUGGUUUGACAGUCAGCAGACUGAUAGAUGGAUCACUAUGUUACAAAGCAGUAGCACCAUUGGCUAAAUGAGCCAGAGUUGGGCGCCUAGUCUAAAAAUGGGCCAAAUUACCUUCCCCAUCGUAGAAUAUCUUUGGAUGGGGAGAAUGGAAUAUGCCUGCAUUGUCUACCUCAGAAAAUCUAUUUCAUUCGUCUAUCUGCAGAUCAAUAGGUACAAUGGGAUUGCAGAUAUUGAUCCAAUCCCCACCAUGCGACUCCGAUUCCCAACAAAUUGCAUCUACGGUUUAAGAAUAGGUUUUUGCAUAAACCAGUCAAUCAGAUAAUGUUUUUGGUUCUUUUUUAAAAACUACAUUUUACAGAUCAGCAUUUGUAUGUAUAGUCACUAUGAAAUUGUGUGAUGUCAGUAACAAAUGUUUGGUUAAUGCCUUAUAAUGCAUGGGUUAAAUCAGUCGGAUUAGAUCCGCUGAUUUCUAGAGUUCUGCUUCUUUCAACGAUUGUUCUGUGACUGUAAUUUAUUCUGGGGUAAUUCUUCUUAUUACAGAUGUGUUACUCCUCUCUGUGAAGGCCUGCCUUGUGGCAUCCGGCCCUCACUAUUCUGUGCCAUGUGAUCGUGUUUGGGCAGAGUUUGAAUACCCCGGGCCUGGCCUCAUAUACUGUGGUGCUUUGCUUUGUGUUUUAGUCAGUUCUGCUUCCAUGUGUCCAACUGCCUCUGUGGCCUGACUCUGACUCUGAGACACUGAUGAUGAGUAAUGGUGUCUCGUGACCAAUGGGAUUGUCAAGCCUCACAUAAAGACUGUCUGUAGAAUCCCCAUGGACCAAUCGGAGGACUCAAUUUUCCUGGAUGAACUCUGACCUCCAGUCUGUCAUAACCCCUCUGUUGGAAUUAUUUAAUACACACAUCUCAAAAUUG
Molecule: messenger RNA, 2317 nt
Organism: Coregonus clupeaformis (lake whitefish)
Lineage: Eukaryota; Metazoa; Chordata; Actinopteri; Salmoniformes; Salmonidae
Product: SH2 domain-containing adapter protein F-like
Exons: 5
Coding region: 1-720 (239 amino acids)
Molecular function (GO): phosphotyrosine residue binding
Source: RefSeq, a predicted model, not a curated record